Messenger RNA from Etheostoma spectabile (orangethroat darter), 2751 nucleotides. RefSeq names its product tubulin epsilon and delta complex 2 (gene tedc2). The record is from RefSeq and is a predicted model, not a curated record. Lineage: Eukaryota; Metazoa; Chordata; Actinopteri; Perciformes; Percidae.
GUUGCCAGGUUGGUUGAAGCCCAUGCAUGUAUGGGAGCUAGAUUACAACGUCUUUGAUCGAGUAAAGUUAAAUAUACAUUAUUAAUUUGCUGCUGUGUUAGACCAGUGACAAGACAAUGAUUCCCUUUUGAACAUCUUCACAUUGCAUCACGGGCACUUAUUUUCCCAUCAAGCACUGAGCGGGGAACGGAGAUGUGACUUCCGCAUCCGCUACGAUUUCGAUUUCGCGGGUCCGCACAUAAAACCUUUCGUUUUUUUAAUGAAAAGAUGUCAACCAAAGAGAACAGAGUGACCACAGCGCGACAUCCAGACACAAGCAUGUCACUGCUGUUUAUGGUUGAACAAGUUAUCAAGUCAUGCAAAGCGGAACAAGCCAAGAUUAACGACAGUAUACAACUCUACAGAGAACUAUUACGGACCUUAACGCCACAACCAAAGACAGACUGUGAUGAGUCAGAAUGUGCAGAUGGUGCUGCUAUAGACACAGUUACUUCACCAGGGGAGAAGGAAGAUAUGGAAUUGCUUGAGCGAGCCCUGGAGAAAGCCCUCCGCGUCCGCACUGGCACAGGAUCUUCCAAAAAAGCCUCAAAAAAACAAUCUGCACCUCAAAAAGAGCCCGGCACCACAGCUGGCUCAUCCAAAGAGGGAAGGCAGGCAUCCGCAGCUUCUAAAGGAAAUCAGACGACCACCAGAUCAACCUCUAAAUCUGCCAGUCUUGACAGAAAACAGCACAGAAAGCCUGGUAUGUCAGUGUCAAAACCUUCAGCUAGCUACAAUCCUGGGCCGUGCAAAACCACAAUCAAUAGAAAAAAUCAGAAUUGUCCUGUCCCAUCAGGUGGAAUUGUGCAUCAACAGGCAGCAGCAAGGAAAUCCCAGCAGGCUGUCUCAGCGUCUGACUCUCUUGAUCGGGGUCAAUUACACACCUCAACCCGCCACUCUAAAGACCAGACCAUUAGAAGCAACGUGCUGAGUGGAAAUGACCCGGGCAGAGCUGCAGCUAUCUCCAUUCCUUCAGAUGACACAGUGCCUGUUUCACACACACAGGGGUCUGGAGCUCACAGUGUACUUCGACAGAAUGGGAACGCUUCUGAUCAAACUUCAAAAUGGAAAUCUCUGAGGAGCAAGCAAAACAGGUUAUGGGACAAAGUUGUUGCCCUACAAAGGAAACCUGCGCCUGGGAGGAGUCACUUCAUGGAGAGAAUGAGAGCUACGUUCCCCAAGGAUUGGCCAUGUGGCUGCCCGGACCAGACCAGGGCUCUGGUCAACAGGCUGACUCACACAGGGCAUGACCUCACCCAGCACUGCCUGACAAAAGAGCUUCUGGCCAAAGAGAUGCCAGAAGCAGCCACAGAGCUGGGUGGUAAGGCAAACAAGAAUGACUGCUUUCUGACACUUGAAAGGUUGUCGAUGACAGCAGCACAACUCCAGAACUUUGCAUACCAAGCGAAACAAGAGUGGGAAACAUGGGAUCGAUGGAGGCCAGAGGCAGGUUGUCUUUGCCCCACUGGGGCAAAUGGCGUGUGGGGAGAUGAGAUGAUUGCACCCCUGCCCCUGACUAUAACCUACACGACAGAGGCAGAGUUCAGAAAGCUGGAAAAGCUGAGGAUGAGGGUGGCACUGCUGCAACAGGAGAUGUACCUCGAGCAGGCUCUGUUGGACACUCUGUCCCCUCAUCUUUCGUCUAUAGUACCUGGGCCUGGAUGUCCCAACAUCAGUGUGCUGAGAAACAUGUACUCCCUGCUGGGUGAAGGAGGGGAGCGCUUCCCGGCCAUAGUCUUGGACUGUGAGCUUGACUGAUUACAGAGCAUACUACACAGAGUUACCAGUUAUACUCUGUUUACCUCUUCUUUACAUGCACAAGAUAAAUCAAAUAUUACCUCUCAAUAUAAUAAUGAUGAUAAUAAUCCAGCGUAGUUGAAUCAUAUCCCUCUGACACCGUCCCAACAAUAAAAUGAAUUGCAAGACCAUUAUAUUGGAUAGCUUAAGGGCAAGAAGGUGUACAUAAUGUCGUGGUACUCAGUGCAUAUUUGUCCUUAAAUCAAGGCGAUUGCUGUGAAGAUUUUUGUUGGUGUUCUGUGACUUGCAUGACUGAAAAGUCAUGUUUAUUAUUUAUUUUUCUUUUUUUCUUUAUUGAUGUUUCUGACUGUGAAGUGCUACAUUUACAGGUUACAGGUUACAGGUUACACGGUUAAUUUAGCUUUAGAGGCCCAAGAAUGUUCUCAACCCAUACAGGAACAUUAAACCCUUCAAUUUAUCUGAAAUAUGAAAUAUCACCAAAUUUGGAUUGGCAUGGAUUUACCAAUAAUGAGAUGCGUUAACUACAUGACGUCAGCAUGUGGCGAAUAGCUUUUACAGUCUGGAUCUUUGUAAUUCCAGAUUGGCCUUCUCAGAAAUAAUUCAGUUUGAACAGUGUAGAUUUAUAUUUUUCUAAUGGUUCAUUGCUAGUUCCAUGUUUAAACUAUAUUUUGAUUUAGAUUUUUGGUGUAGAAUUGUACUGCAAUAAUACCAAUUAAUACCUAGAAUAAUGGAAAACCGUGACCAGAGGUCAGUAAUGGAGCUCUUGGAACCCCUACUGUACCAGCAGAUGGCAGUCAACUCACAGGACGAGUGACCAUAGAACACACAGGUGACGAAUGUUAAUCGCUUGUUUAGUUAAUAGUGUCGCACCGAAAGCAAUCAAUCAAUUGGCAGUUGGAUUCAAUCUGUGACCUAGAAAUCUGGAAAUAAAACAACAACAAAAACAAGUAUUUU